UUGGCAACCGUGCGGCGCAGAGCGUGGGGCCGACGGGCAUCUGGAGACCGGAAAUCGUUGCAGCAACGCAGACAGUUGGGGUCUUUGGCUGCAUAUAGAGGGUCCGGGGCCGCCUAACAUUGCCAUUCAGGGUUUACAUCACUCUGCUGCCAACAUGUUCGAGGAAGAUAUGGAAGUGGCCAUCAAGGUGGUGGUAGUUGGAAAUGGUGCCGUUGGGAAGUCGAGCAUGAUACAGCGGUACUGCAAGGGGAUAUUCACAAAGGAUUACAAGAAAACCAUUGGUGUUGACUUCUUGGAAAGACAAAUUCAAUUAAAUGAUGAAGAUGUGCGGCUGAUGUUAUGGGACACUGCUGGCCAGGAAGAAUUUGAUGCUAUCACUAAAGCUUAUUACAGAGGUGCCCAAGCUUGUGUGCUUGUGUUUUCUACAACGGACAGAGAGUCCUUUGAAGCAAUACCCAACUGGAGAGAGCAAGUAGCGGCAGAAGUCGGAGAUAUUCCCACAGUCCUUGUACAGAAUAAAAUUGACCUGCUUGAUGACACAGAAAUUAAGAAUGAGGAAGCAGAAGCUUUAGCAAAACGAUUGAAACUGCGAUUUUACAGAACCUCUGUGAAAGAAGAUCUAAAUGUCAAUGAAGUUUUUAAGUAUUUGGCUGAUAAACACCUCCAAAGACUAAAACAACAAACUGCAGAAGACUCUGAAGUUGUGCAUACAAGCAGCAACAAAAUUGGGGUUUUUAACACAGCAGGAGGCAGCCAUUCCGGGCAGAAAUCAAGUGCUCUUAAUGGCGGGGACGUGAUCACUCUAAGGCCAAACAAACAGAGGACAAAGAAAACUAAAAGCCCUCUCAGCAGUUGUAACCUCCUCUAAAACUUGAUUAGAAAAAUUAAAAA
Molecule: messenger RNA, 891 nt
Organism: Spea bombifrons (plains spadefoot toad)
Lineage: Eukaryota; Metazoa; Chordata; Amphibia; Anura; Pelobatidae
Gene: RAB23
Product: RAB23, member RAS oncogene family
Exons: 7
Coding region: 155-868 (237 amino acids)
Molecular function (GO): GTP binding; GTPase activity
Source: RefSeq, a predicted model, not a curated record